This is a messenger RNA of Hippocampus comes (tiger tail seahorse), 877 nucleotides long. RefSeq names its product ATP synthase F1 subunit gamma (gene atp5f1c). The coding region runs from base 25 to 774 and encodes 249 amino acids. Gene Ontology annotation, biological process: proton motive force-driven ATP synthesis. Gene Ontology annotation, molecular function: proton-transporting ATP synthase activity, rotational mechanism. The transcript is spliced from 8 exons. NCBI's taxonomy places the organism in Eukaryota, Metazoa, Chordata, Actinopteri, Syngnathiformes, Syngnathidae. The record is from RefSeq and is a predicted model, not a curated record.
CCUGCGAUUCGCUUGAUUGAGCGCAUGCGCAGUGCUGCCUGUCUGACCUUCACUACCGUGAACAUGUUGGCCAGGACCAGCGCCUUGGUGUUCUCUCCACAAUGUGGGCAAAUCAGGAACAUGGCCACCUUGAAGGACAUCACCAUCCGGCUGAAGUCCAUCAAGAACAUCCAGAAAAUCACCAAGUCCAUGAAAAUGGUGGCCGCUGCCAAGUACGCUCGGGCUGAGCGGCAGCUGAAGGCCGCCCGCCACGAUGCCGCGCCGGCUCGCGAACGCCACCAAAAUGUUUUUGCGCUCUCUUGCGUCAGAACUCACGGCAAGCACAUCAUGCUGAACUGCAAGGAGGUGGGCCGCAAGCCCCCCACUUUUGGGGACGCCUCCCUCAUCGCCAGUGAGCUGCUCAACUCCGGCUACGAGUUUGACCAGGGAGCCGUCAUCUACAACCAUUUCAGAUCCGUCAUCUCCUACAAGACGGACCGGAAGUCCCUCUUUUCCAACGACGUGGUCGCAAACGCGGAGACCAUGGCCGUGUACGAUGACAUCGACGCCGACGUGCUGAGGAGCUACCAGGAGUUCGCCAUGGUCAACGUCAUCUACCUGGCGCUGCGUGAGUCGUCCACCAGCGAGCAGAGCGCCAGGAUGACCGCCAUGGACAGCGCCAGCAAGAACGCUUCCGAGAUGAUUGACAAGCUCACCCUAACCUUCAACCGCACCCGACAGGCCGUCAUCACCAAGGAGCUCAUUGAGAUCAUCUCCGGAGCCGCCGCUCUGUAAGCGGCGAAGCGAGACGAGACAGAUGUUGACACAGAGGAGUCUAGUGACGUUUAUGCUUGUGUUUGUAAAAUAUACUGAGAGAAUAAAGAUCUUACACCCUCUG